AUGGGCAGGCCUCAGGAUAGACGACAAUGCGAGACACUAGCUCGCAAAGAUGCAACUAGGGGCCCAAUGGCGAGCGAAGCACGCAAAUUGAUCUAUGAGAAGGAUUUUGCUGUUGGCAGUGCACCUGUCGAACACAUUCUAAAAGAACAGUCCUGGGUGCCGACCUCGAACAGCUUUUCAGAUCAUCUCGGUCCAUUGGGUUUUAAUAUUUUCCGUGUGCUUGUUGUAGAUCUGCUGCACGAGUUUGAGAUUGGGGUCUGGAAGUCACUUUUUAUUCACUUAUUAUGUAUUAUUGUUGCGCAGGACAGAAGUCUUGUCCAUGUUUUGGAUCACAGGUACCGAGAAACUGCAAUGUUCGGUCAAGAUACCAUCCGAAAAUUUGCGGCUAAUUCUUCAGAGAUGAAACAGAUGGCAGCUCGCAAUUUUGAAGAUCUCCUGCAGUGUUCCAUCCCUGUCUUCGACGGGCUCCUACCCGAACCACACAAUACAAUUGUUCUCAAGUUACUAUUCAACAUGUUGCAUUGGCAUGGGCUGGCCAAGCUGCGUAUGCAUUCUGAUCUAACCCUAGAUAUCAUGGAUCAAGUCACUACAACACUUGGCUAUCAAUUCCACGACUUCAAUAUGCACGUUUGCUGUGCUUAUGAUACCCGCGAACUUCGUCAGGAGGUCGAAGCGCGCAACAGACAAUGUGUCAAACAGGCGGUAAAAUCUUCUGCGACGCAGAAGGGUAAGCAGACUGCUCGCGCUGGGAAGCAGAGGGCAAUGUCUGAGGAAGAUCAUCCUGCUAAACCUGCUAAAAGUGUGCACCACACAAAGUUGUUCAAUUUUCAGACCUACAAGUUCCAUGCCUUAGGUGACUAUGUAGCAACGAUCCGCCAGUAUGGUACAUGUGAUUCAUUCAGCACCGAACCGGGUGAACUCAAACACCAUUCACCAAAGGCCAGGUAUUGUCGUACGGAUCGUAAGCUAUUUAUCAAACAGCUCGCUCGAAUUGAACGUCGUCAGGCCCGUAUUCAUCGUAUCACAUACAGAGUUUCUGUACACCCUCAUAUCGAAGUUGCAGAGUUGGCGACAAGUCCACAUGUUCACCACCACAUCGGCCUAUCACAGCUGUCGCCUGUACACAUCGGAUCCGUCUUGCGCACACAUCAAGGGGACCCAGCCAUUAAGAACUUUACUCCCAAACUUAAAGAUCACCUUUUACAUCGCAUCAAAAAAUUGAGUCUUGUUCCCGCGUCCAGAGAUGAAAUGGACAUAGACAGGAUCAUUCUGAAGGACGAUCGGAUGUAUCAUCACAAUGUUGCAAGGUUCAAUUAUACUUCGUACGACAUUCGAAGAGCUCAGGAUGUCAUCAAUCCACGGACGACACACUGUAACGUACUUGGAAUAUAUCAUGUAAAUGUAAUCUACAUUGGAGCUGGUUUUGUCGACUACACUCCAACUCAAAUGGAGUUCCUAUGGGUUCGAUGGUAUGAACCCAUGGAUGAGCUCUCCGGUUGGGAAAACUUGACUCUAGACCGAGUUAGCUUUCUGUCUUUGGUGGGCGAGCACUCGUUUGACUUCCUGGAUCUGGCGGAUGUCCUCAGGGGCAGCCAUAUCAUUCCUUCUUUUCACAAUCGCAGGAAACACCCUGAUGGAUUGGGUUUGUCAGCAUGUGCGCAGGAUAAAUAUGAUUGGUUUGUGGACCGCGACAUGUUGAUGUGUUUCCAUUAUGGUCUUGGAGUUGGACAUGUAUACUCACAUCAUCAAUCCUCACUCACUGAGUCUCAACGAGGCAGCCCCAGCACAGAAGAAGUUGUAGAUGAUGUUGAAAGCUCUAUGGAUGACGGGACGUCUGUUGAAGAUGAAGAUGAAGAUCCGAAUAUACAAGACGGCGAACUCGAGUUCGGUUCAAGUAGAGAAUCGCUGGGAAGCGAAUUUGAUGGAAUGUACGGCAGUGACAUAGAGCUAGAUUACGAAAACUAG
Messenger RNA from Suillus discolor, 1965 nucleotides. RefSeq lists its product as uncharacterized. Lineage: Eukaryota; Fungi; Basidiomycota; Agaricomycetes; Boletales; Suillaceae. The coding region runs from base 1 to 1965 and encodes 654 amino acids. The transcript is spliced from 8 exons. The record is from RefSeq and is a predicted model, not a curated record.